UGACCAUCUACGACUCCCCGAUUAUAUCAUUCUUAUUGUCUUAGCCAGGUGCCCCUCCAACAUCUUAGCAACUUCUCCCCCACCCCCCACAAUACUACUAAUCAGGGGCUGAGGGGCUCGUGCGACACUUGACUCACACCAGUUGGACCAAUACACAAUCGCCAUGGACACGAGACAAACUAGGCGAAAGAGACAAAACAGCUCUACAUCUGGUCAAGUGCCCCCUUCGCCGGCUUCUACUAAGAAGACUCGCCAUGUUGCCUCAGCAUCGUCCUGCGAGACCCCUCGUCGGUCUAGCAAGAGAGUUCGGUUCUCAGGCCCGGGCCCUGAGCUGCAACAUGGCCUCGACUACUCGACGGGCCUCACUCCCGCCAUGUUUCGCACCUCCUUCGAGGAGCGCGCAGAGGAUGAUCCUCUGACGCGCACUCCCAGCCGCCGCCUACGAAGGCGCUCGACCGCUCUUGCACAGUCUCGCCGCUGCAUGAGCUCUCCAAGUGCUGCCGACCCAGCUUCAUCGGGGUGUGUAGUACAGUUCACACCCCUGCGACAACUCCUAGACGCGCGGACCCAACGAAGGAUCCGGCGGGUAGGGUUGAGUGAUGAGAUCAACCAGCUGGAGCGCGAGAAACGAGAAACCGCUCAAUACGAGAAGACGCUCCAGUCACUACGGCGCGAGCGAGAUUCCUUGAAGCAUGAGUUGGAAUCGGUCAAAAGAAUCCAGCCUGUAUCGGAGAGUCAACCAUCGAAUGGUGAAACCACAUGGCUGUCACCGCAAUCGAUAGUUGAACAGGUCGUGUCUGAAAAUACCCAACUAAAGGAGCAACGUUCAUUCCCUUCACCGGAUAGUCAUUCUGACCAUGACACGAUGAUCAACACCGAGGGCGAGACAAUGAUCAUCAACGAUAGUGGGUGGGAUUACGAUACAGUGCUGAUAUCAGAUUCGCCAGAUUUCCGAGGACUAGAAGCCCGGCGGCUUUUGGUUCCCGACGACUUUUCGCUUCUCAGCCAAGGACAUGCAAAUGCCGAUGCAUCGACCCAGGCCUCUAUACCGGACCAUAAAAGAGAGGCGGAAAUAAUUGCACUGUCAGCCGACCUCGCAGCCGCCAGAAAAGAGAAAAGAGACCUGUUUGAUGCAUGCCGUGCCCGAGUUGCUUCAUUUGGAGGCACGGCAAUUGAGGGUCUUCUUCGUCGAUCCUCUCCACCACCAGACUUCCUAGAUCAAGUCCUGCCUACCUUGACCCAGACCCUGCAUCGCGCUUCUGAUGCCGCUCAAGCACUUGACCAUAUUAAGGAAGAGCUGUCGGGUCUAGGAUUUCCAGGAGAUAACGCCAACGACAUCAUCUCUACGAUGCGCGAGCGCUUCCGCACAGCACGCCUCCAACUAGAGCGAGCAGUCCCUGGCGAAACUGCCAAUGCCAGUUUAGGUGACGGCAAUGCAACUCUUGGGGCAUUGGUAAAGAGAGUAGAGGUGCUUGUCAAGAAUCUUGGAGACGAGCAGACACGACUAGAAGGCUCUGUCGGCCGGGAGAACGCACUCCGGGGUCAAUUCGAUAUUCUGCUGGCUCGGUAUGAGGCAGCGUCAAAGAAAAUCCAAGACCUGGAAGAAUCAAUUACAACUUCCGCCGGAGACAUGCUUCAUACGCGAAUGCGUAUGCAAGAGCUUGAAGGCGAAGGAAAGGAGCAGGCAGUCAGUAUUGACAGGCUCAAUGCAGCUCUCGACAAAUACCGUGAAGAAGUCAAGGCGCUCGAAGCGUUAGUAACAGAGCUAGAGACGGAUAAAGCCAAAAGCAAUGAGGCGCACAAGAAAAAGGUGGAGGAGCUGCAGCGGCGAAUGGAGGGACAGAAGAGUGCUAUUCGUAUUGCCGAGUCCACAAUUGCAGAGCGAGAGACACGCAUUCGAGAACUGGAAGAGAUCGUUCAGCAAAAUCGCAGCCUUGUGUGUGACCUGACAGCCAAGGUUGAGUCACUUGAGGUCGAGCGCAUGCAAGUGGUCCAGACUCUGGAGCAAGGGGCAGCAGAGCAGCAACAGCGCCUCGAACAGGAAGUUGGAUCGAUGAAUGUUCGAGUUUCCGAGCUCAACACGUCGCUCGAGGAGGCCAAGUCAGAUAUUGAGAGGCUUCGGCGCAGUAACAGUGGGCUGGAAAAUCAGCUGCGCCUGGAAGUUGAGGCGAGAGACAAUCUAUUGGACAAUUGGGCUGCGGAGCAAGCGCGGUCAUAUGCGUUCAUGAAGGAAUCCGUCAACAACGAGCGACGGAGAGCCAGGGUCCGAGCUGCUAACUGGGAGCUUCAAUCGGACGAAAUCCAAUCCGAUAGCUUGAAUAUCGGCAGCGAACCCAUCACACCGGUCAGCAUGACAAGAUAUGUUGAUGUGGAGGCUGGUCGGGGCAAGCAUCGUAAGCCACUGGAUAGUGCAAUUGGGAUACUCUCCGAGGAUGACCUCGAGGAUGCUGGAGUUGGUCAUAUUAUGCCGGAGUCGUUGCCUUCUGACCCGGCUGAUUUAUAGGUUGUUUUCGUGCAUUUAAGUCUUGACAUAUUUGAGUAUAAGGAUCUGUUCCAUGGUGUUUUGGGGCGGGCAGUGCUUGUAUUGGAAUAGGGUAUUCAUAGUUAUCGUAUAGUAUGCUGGCCAUUGAUCAGAAAUCAAC
Molecule: messenger RNA, 2642 nt
Organism: Aspergillus ibericus CBS 121593
Lineage: Eukaryota; Fungi; Ascomycota; Eurotiomycetes; Eurotiales; Aspergillaceae
Exons: 1
Coding region: 164-2503 (779 amino acids)
Source: RefSeq, a predicted model, not a curated record